AUGAUUGACAUUACCAUUACUGUAGACUCGUCUCACUUACAAAUAACAUUCUUCAGUCACUACCAUAUUGAAAUAGUUAUAGAUCAAAGCAACGCUAAGUGCUUAAAGUGUAAUUUCAAACCCAGAAAAGCUUUUAAAAAAUUCCUUCCAUUCGCAAACUUGGAUAGGACAAUUGAAGGCAUAAUGAACUUCUCCUGUGGUUGUGCAUUUGACAAAGCAGUGAAAGAACCUCACUUCAAGAAAACGAAACAUUUUGAAGAUUUGAGUGCAAGCUUCGCUAUCAAUGCUAAAAACGAACAAUUAGGAGCACACUAUUCAUGGCUAGUACAAGUACAUAAACCUUUCAAAGUAACAUCGCAACCUCAACAGCGUCGGCCAUAUAUCGAAGCUACGUUCGAGAAUCCUACUGAUCCCGAUCAUCCCAUCGUGGUACCCGCUAUACAACUCAAACCCACAGAAGGAAACAAUGAUUUUGAAAAGCCACGUUAUUAUUUCCUUUCGCCAGCUCUUGGCGCUUUACGUUGCAAACUCUACAAGAUGAAAAUCACAGCUUAUACAGACAACUCCAAAUCAGUCAUUUUAACGGAGCACGAAAAUCAACUGCUUUCACGUAUCAAUACAGACUCAUGCAUUAAAUCAGAAUUUAUGGAAAAAAUGAAAGCGGCAGCGAACUAUAGUGAAUGGGAAACAAAACAAUAG
Molecule: messenger RNA, 699 nt
Organism: Mycotypha africana
Lineage: Eukaryota; Fungi; Mucoromycota; Mucoromycetes; Mucorales; Mycotyphaceae
Exons: 3
Coding region: 1-699 (232 amino acids)
Source: RefSeq, a predicted model, not a curated record